Messenger RNA from Xiphophorus maculatus (southern platyfish), 1073 nucleotides. RefSeq names its product F-box protein 36 (gene fbxo36a). Bases 378 to 968 code for a protein of 196 amino acids. Lineage: Eukaryota; Metazoa; Chordata; Actinopteri; Cyprinodontiformes; Poeciliidae. Gene Ontology annotation, molecular function: protein binding. The record is from RefSeq and is a predicted model, not a curated record. The transcript has 5 exons.
AGCACUGGUUGCAUUGAACUGCGUAGUUUGAGUACCGGUGUGUCAACCUAUUUAGACACUUAACCAAUAGGUAGGUUUAAACUACUCUCUCGUUUGUAAGUUGUUUCGUACACGAAAAAGGAUAUGGUCUUAAAUAAACUACAAAGACAGCCUCCCAAAAUAAAAAUGCAACUACUUCAGAUGAGCUAGGCACCGAAAAUGGCAGCAUCGGAUGGACCGACAGCGGUUUGAUGUAAUAAAGCUGUGGGGCUAGCUAGGUUGGUAUUCGGGCUAUUAUGACACGCAAGUAUGGCUGACAAGUUUUAAGAAAACGAAAAGAGACGUGCUGGCCCAAAAUACGUUGGUCCACGUUUUAUAGUGAUUGUGCUGCGUCCAAAAUGGCGUCGUUGCUUGGGGAGAAGCUGUUUGAAAUUUCUGGCCAGGGCCCAGCGCCCUCUAAGGAUUUUUACCAUUUUGUGAUUGCCAGAAAUGAGGUAAUGUUGAAUAUGUGGACCAUCUCUUUGCGACGUGAAAAUAAGUAUCAUCCUCCAAAACAGCUGAAGUCAACUUUUUCUGAUUUUCUACUGGACAAACAACUUCAGUAUGAUAUUAGCAAUAUUUUUGGUGAGAAGAUCCUGGACUACUCGCUGUCACUGUGUCAGGGAAAGUACGACUAUCUUGAUCGCAUACCGGAUGAGAUACUGCUCAGAAUCAUCUCCUUCCUACAGCUAAAAGAAAGAUUUGUGUUGGCACAGGUUUCCAAAAGAUUCAGAAUGCUCUGCAACUCUGAAAAGUUUUGGGAACUGCUUGUGAAGAACGACUGUCCUGAUUACCACAGUGACAUGGAGGACUUAGGAAAAGCCAUGGGAUGGAAGAUGACCUAUUUUACCUUCUUUCACAGUGAUGACACCAACAAUAAUGGCAUCAACAACCAUUUCAACUUCAACAGCAAUCGCAGAAAUAGUGCCAGCGUCAAUGGCACUCAAUAGCAGUAAAAAAUAAACAGCAACACAACUGAUUUUUGUUGUUAUUUUUCAGUGAACAAAGUGAAAAAAAAUGUGCAAAAGCAUUCUUUAAACAAGUUAGUACUUUCA